AUUUGUGUCUGCCCGUCAGUCUCUGUGUGUCUUCCUGUGUGUGUGUGUGUGUAACUGCGGUCUAACCUACGUCAUAUUGCUGCCUUUCCUCCUCAUCUGUCGGUUCUUACGUAGAACCACACACACACUCUUAAACUCACCCCCAGAGUGUCUAGAAAGAAGAUAGUGACAGAACAGCAGAAAGAGACAGAAGAGAGCAGAACACAACACAGCGAAAGAGAGGAGCACAAAGGAGAAGACUGGGACAGGGCGAUAGAGAGGAGCACAAAGGAGAAGACUGGGACAGGGCGAUAGAGAGGAGCACUAAGGAGAAGACUGGGACAGGGCGACAGAGGACGAGAGGAGGAGGGAGGUCGGAACCAUGAUCUCCUCCAAUCACUCGAUAUUUUCAGUGAUCUGCUGCUGCUGUUCAGUAGAAUCCAGAGAGAUCAGCACACGGGUGAACCUGGAGCCAUCAACACCUCUGUGCUUCAACAGCAGAAGACGUCCUGGACAUGCGCAUAGGAUGGACCGCUCCAGGAGAAAACUGCCACCUCCCCCUCCGGAGAAUGAUGAGGGAGCAGAACUUCAGGUUGUAGCCAUGUACAACUUCACUCCUAAAGAGGACACUGACCUGUCCUUGAUCCAGGGGGAAUACUACACAAUCCUGCACAAACAGGACCAGUUAUGGUGGAGGGUUCAGGACAAACACGGGAAUAAAGGCUUCAUCCCCAGUAACUACGUAACGGAGAAGGAUAGGAUAGAAGCCAACCAGUGGUACUGCCAGAACAUCACCAGAUCUGAAGCUGAACAGCUCCUGAGGCAGGAGGGUAAAGAGGGGGGCUUCGUGGUGAGGGAGUCCAGUCAGAAAGGCUGUUACACCGUCUCGUUAUUCACUAAAGCUCUCGGUAUAAACGGUGGAAUCAGACAUUACCAGAUUAAGCUCAGUGAUUCUGGAAGCUUCUACCUGUGUGAGAAACAUGUCUUCAGUUCCAUACCGGACCUCAUAAAGUACCACAACCACAAUGCUGCAGGUCUGGUGACCAGAUUAAGGUACCCGGUUGGACCCAUGGGACGCUGCGUCCCCCCUGCUACCCCAGGCUUCAGCUCAGAGAAGUGGGAGAUCGACCCAAGUGAGCUGACACUGAUGAAGGAGGUGGGCAGCGGUCAGUUUGGCGUGGUCCGACUGGGGAAGUGGAGGGCUUUGUGCAAGGUGGCCAUUAAGACAAUCAACGAGGGGGCCAUGUAUGAGGAGGACUUCAUAGAGGAGGCCAAGAUCAUGAUGAGGCUGUGCCAUCCGAAGCUGGUCCAGCUCUACGGUGUGUGUACUCAGCAGAAGCCAAUGUGCAUUGUGACGGAGUUCCUGGACAAUGGCUGCCUCCUCAACUACCUGAGACAGAGAGUUGGCACCUUGACCAUGACGUGGCUACUCUCCUUCUGCCAGGAUGCCUGCGAGGGCAUGGAAUACCUAGAGUCUCACAGCUUCAUACACAGAGACCUGGCAGCACGGAACUGUCUGGUCAGUGACAAGAAUGUGGUGAAGGUUUGUGACUUCGGAAUGACCAGGUAUGUUUUGGACAACCAGUACACCAGCUCAACGGGGUCAAAGUUCCCGGUCAAGUGGUCCCCACCAGAGGUAUUGCACUACAACAAGUACUCCAACAAAUCUGACGUCUGGUCCUUCGGUGUGUUGAUGUGGGAGGUGUUUAGUGAGGGCAAGAUCCCAUUUGAUGGACGCUCUAAUGUAGACGUUGUGGAGGAAAUCACCAGAGGACACAGGCUGUACCGACCACACAAAGCCUCUAAAGAUGUCUACACACUGAUGUACCAAUGCUGGCAUGAGAAACCUCAGGGACGCCCUUCCUUUUCUGAGCUGUUGAAGAGCAUCAGAGAGUUGGCAGAACUGGAGUAGACUUGGAAUGUCUGGGAAUGUACUGGUUGUAAUGGUCCACCAUUUGUUUUCAUGUUCUGUACUAAGUUGCGUAUGUAUAUAUAUAUUUUUUUUGACAAUGUAAAUAUUUUUUGUUUAAUGUAUGAUACUUUUGAAAAUGUAAAGUAUUUGUUUACUGUAUAAUACUUUUGACAAUGUAAAUUAUUUGUUGUAUAUUGUAUCAUACUUUUGACAAUGUAAAUAUGUAUGUUUAGAUUUUUUUCAGUAAAAUAUAUUGUGAGACUGCUGAUGCGUAUAAGAGUGCAUUAUGACAGCAAUGCCGCGCGGACACGCUAGAGAUCAUGAAACUACAGCUUCACCGUCAGACACCAAGCAGGCCUGGCUCCACGUGAAAUAACUGACCUAGAUCCGGGCCAAUCACAAACGAUUUUCUUUACUGCUUGAAGUCGUUUCAGCGGGCCCGACACCCAGUCGUGUCCUCCUUAUUUAUUUUGAUUUUUUUACACAUGGAAUACAGGUAGUGUGUUCCUCUUACUGUUUAAAAAUAAAUUCUAAUGCAAAUAUUUCUAAAUCAAAAAGUUAUACAAACUGACCUAUAUAAUAUAAUUAUAGAGGAAUUACAGAAUGGGAAAUGGAAGAUGAUACAGCCUAUUUUUGUCUUGCCGAUGGAUACAUUCUAA
Messenger RNA from Esox lucius (northern pike), 2550 nucleotides. RefSeq names its product TXK tyrosine kinase (gene txk). NCBI's taxonomy places the organism in Eukaryota, Metazoa, Chordata, Actinopteri, Esociformes, Esocidae. Bases 362 to 1891 code for a protein of 509 amino acids. Gene Ontology annotation, molecular function: protein binding; non-membrane spanning protein tyrosine kinase activity; ATP binding. Gene Ontology annotation, biological process: adaptive immune response; B cell receptor signaling pathway; T cell receptor signaling pathway. The transcript has 16 exons. The record is from RefSeq and is a predicted model, not a curated record.